AAAGGUUAGAAAGAAAAAUGAGAAAAAGGGUUUUGUUUUCAUUGUUUCCAAGCACAAAACAGAAGUCCUGGAUUCCCAGAAAAUGGGAUUUGUAAUCUACAGUCGGUGAUCGGGAGUCGGAAGUCGGAACCUAUAUAUUCCUUGCUUCUCUUCUCUUCGCAAAAAGAAAAGAAGCGGUGGCGGUGUAGUAAUAGACAAAUCAUGACGACGAAGCUUUUUGCGUCGAAGCUCCGCCAAACAUGUAACAGAGGCUUGUUAUCUCACCUCCGAACACUCUCCGUCGCAGCUGCAGCUACUGUACCAACCUCAUCUCCCCUUCCUUUUCAAGGCCAAUAUGAGGAAGUAGAGGGGGUUACAAUGAAAGGCGUCAAAAUUUCCGGUAGACCCCUCUACCUGGACAUGCAAGCAACUUCCCCUGUCGACCCUAGGGUUUUGGACGCGAUGCUCCCUUUCUAUCUCUCACGCUAUGGCAACCCUCACUCUCGCACCCACCUCUACGGCUGGGAAUCCGACCUCGCCGUCGAGAAGGCUCGAGCCCAGGUGGCUGCCCUCAUCAACGCCUCUCCCAAAGAAAUUGUUUUCACCUCCGGCGCCACCGAAUCCAACAACAUCUCCGUCAAAGGUGUCAUGCACUUCUACAAGGACAAGAAGCGCCAUGUCAUCACCACCCAGACCGAGCACAAGUGCGUCCUCGACUCUUGCCGCCACCUUCAACAAGAGGGCUUUGACGUCACCUACCUCCCCGUCAGCUCCGAUGGUAUACUCGACCUCGAUCGCUUUCGAUCUGCUAUUCGCCCCGAUACCGGGCUCGUCUCCAUCAUGGCUGUCAAUAACGAGAUUGGUGUCAUCCAACCGAUUGAAGAAAUUGGCAAGAUUUGCAAAGAGAUGAACAUCCCUUUUCACACGGAUGCGGCGCAGGCUCUUGGCAAGAUCCCAAUUGAUGUCGAGAAGAUGAAUGUGAGCUUGAUGUCGCUCAGUGGGCACAAAAUUUACGGACCCAAGGGGGUUGGGGCGCUUUAUAUCCGCCGAAGGCCGAGAAUUAGGGUGGAGCCGCAGAUGAAUGGCGGUGGGCAGGAGAGAGGGAUUCGGAGUGGGACUAUUCCGACUCCAUUGGUUGUUGGUAUGGGCGCUGCGUGUGAGCUAGCAAUGAAGGAAAUGAAAUACGACGAGAAGCGGAUUACUGCAUUGCAGGAACGGCUGCUGAAUGGAAUUAGAGCUAAGCUUGAUGGUGUAGUGGUGAAUGGAAGCAUGGAGAGGAGGUAUGUUGGUAAUCUAAACCUAUCUUUCGCCUAUGUUGAAGGGGAGAGCCUGCUUAUGGGCUUGAAGGAGGUUGCAGUUUCUAGUGGCAGUGCCUGCACAAGUGCCAGUUUGGAGCCAUCUUAUGUGUUGAGGGCUUUGGGAGUGGACGAGGAUAUGGCCCACACGUCAAUUAGGUUUGGAAUUGGAAGGUUUACAACAGAGGCCGAAAUUGAUCGGGCAAUUGAGCUUACGGUGCAGCAGGUUGAGAAGUUGAGAGAGAUGAGCCCUCUAUAUGAGAUGGUGAAGGAAGGAAUAGACAUUAAGAGCAUCCAAUGGGCGCAACACUGAUGGGUCUACCUUUAAAUGGUGGCAAUAAAAUUGCUGUUACAGACUUGUAUACAAACAAGUAUGGGCGCUGAUAGUAUAUUGUCCAAAUACAUGUUAGAAUCAUGCAAAGCCUAUGAUCUCCAACUGCUCAAACUUUAUGGAAUGUUCAUAUAUUUUAUCCAGGUUUUCCUUUUAAGUUAGCCUUGGUCUUCUUGCCUCCAUGAACAGAGUUUUCCUACUAAAUCACUGCAUGGUGGAUUGCUAUUUCUAUAUUUGCAAUUUAAUUAUUUGUAUUCUACAAGCACUUUUUCAGGCUGUGUUGGCAUAACUUGGAUAUUGGCAAUCUUAGUUUUACUUUGAAGAUA
Molecule: messenger RNA, 1931 nt
Organism: Nelumbo nucifera (sacred lotus)
Lineage: Eukaryota; Viridiplantae; Streptophyta; Magnoliopsida; Proteales; Nelumbonaceae
Gene: NFS1
Product: nitrogen fixation S (NIFS)-like 1
Biological process (GO): [2Fe-2S] cluster assembly
Cellular component (GO): mitochondrion; cytosol
Molecular function (GO): cysteine desulfurase activity; pyridoxal phosphate binding
Source: RefSeq, a predicted model, not a curated record